CCGCUCAUUGCCUCUCAUUUUAUGCGCAGCGUAUUACAAUUGAAAGUCAUUAUUUUUCUUUCAUAUUUACUUUGUUUAUAGUUUGAUCGUUUGAUCAAUAUCCAGUUGCUAUCAACGCAUGCCUAGCGAGCGGGUGGAACUAGUAUCUUUGUAUUAUUAAACAGCAACAAUCUUUAUAACAAUGGCGAUUUGUUAUCAAAAACAUCCCUUCGAAAUAGAAACAGAGGACCGGCUCACAACUAUCAACACAAAAAUAUUCGAGAUCAAAAAGAAAAUACAACUCUCUGAGGGUCAAAGAAAGUCCAACUACGAGGAGAAUGAAGCAGAGAAACAGCAUAAUAACGACCAUAUAGAUACUCUGAAGAAGGAGAUUAAAUUGCGUCUGACGGAGCUCGCGCGGGCACGAGAGGUCAUAGGGGAAGAGGAGGUGCAGAUCAAGAAGUACCUGAACGAUGUUUGUCCCAUGGGGGACAAGAGUGCUGAUCUGAUCACGCACAAUCUAGACCUAAAAGUGAUAGAACAGAGAAAAAUGCUAGACCUUUUAAAAUACGAGAAAAGAAAAGAAUACGAGUAUCUUCUGAUUGAGAACAACAAGGGGAUCCUUGUUAAAUCUAAGAAUAACAGCAGAGCACGGAAGCACGUUUCUCACCUAGAGAAUGAGAUUCACAAGGUUCUCAUACAAUGGACAGAAGCUGAAUUAGUGAAAAAGAAGUAUAUUUCUAUAAGACAAGCUCUGAUAGACGAUUCCGUGAAAUUUGAAAGUUCCUUGACUCGGAUCGAAGAUCUUCUAAAGAAGCAGAAAGAAGAAAUUAUGAAAUUAGAGGUAUUUGUUAAAUCGCACUCUUAUCGUGAAUACUAAACGCAAAACUAACAUGG
Molecule: messenger RNA, 876 nt
Organism: Trichoplusia ni (cabbage looper)
Lineage: Eukaryota; Metazoa; Arthropoda; Insecta; Lepidoptera; Noctuidae
Exons: 6
Coding region: 182-859 (225 amino acids)
Biological process (GO): outer dynein arm assembly; cilium movement
Cellular component (GO): cilium
Source: RefSeq, a predicted model, not a curated record